Psylliodes chrysocephalus is the source of this 2341-nucleotide messenger RNA. Lineage: Eukaryota; Metazoa; Arthropoda; Insecta; Coleoptera; Chrysomelidae. The record is from the annotation of a GenBank genome assembly.
GGCUUCUGCGCGUUUGAUAUUGAGAAAUUGCGCAAACGUUGCCGGUUUUUCUGCUCGUGAACUUCAGUCUCGAAUAUUAAUUCAACCGGUAACGCUGUAGUAAAAUUCGUAGCUCCUGAAAAUCAAAAAAUGGCGCCAACAGUUACUCUCUGGCCUAACUUCAAAGAAGAAGAAGAUGCACAAAUUCUGAGAGAUUCUUUGGAUGGUCUAGGAACCAACGAAAAUGCUAUUAUAGAAAUUUUAACCAAAAGAACCAAUGAACAACGAAGACGAAUAGUAACAGCCUACAAGACAAUGUUUGGCGAGGACUUAGUGAAUGAUUUAAAAAUCGACCUUGGAGGUGACUUUGAACAUGUUAUUUUGGCUCUAUUGAAAGACCCUUUAGAAUACCAAACCGAAGAAUUGCACAAGGCCAUUAGAGGUAUGGGUACUGAUGAUCCCACUUUGGUUGAGAUUUUAGUUAUCCAUGACGAUGAUGAGCUUAAACAGCUUGCUGAAAAAUACCAAGAGGUGUAUAAUAUUUCUUUAGAAGAUGCUAUAAAAGGCGACGAAACUGGAGCUUUGCAACAAUUGCUAGUCUCUCUUUCAACUGGUGGUAGAAAUGAAUCAGGCCAAGUUGACAAGGAUGCUGCUCUUGCAGACGCACAAAAGCUUUAUGAUGCAGGAGAAGCUUCUUGGGGAACUAGAGAAUCCAUUUUCAAUACCAUUCUUUGUAUUAGAAAUAGAAAUCAAUUGAGACUCAUUAUCGAUAAAUACGACUCUAUGAUUGGACAUCCAAUUGAAGAGGCCAUCGAAAAUGAAUUUUCAGGAAGUACUAAAGACGCCUACCUAAGUCUUAUAAGGAGUAUAAGAGAUAGAACAAUGUAUCUUGCAACAAGAUUGCAUGACGCCAUGGCUGGUCUGGGUACAGAUGAUAGAACGUUAAUAAGAAUUAUUGUUUCUAGAUCUGAAAUUGAUCUAGCAGAAAUUAAAGAAGCUUAUGAAGCCAAAUAUUCCAAGAGCUUGUACGAAAGAAUAUCGCCAACAGUUACUCUCUGGCCUAACUUCAAAGAAGAUGAAGAUGCACAAAUUUUAAGGGAUUCUUUGGACGGUCUAGGAACCAACGAAGAUGCUGUUAUAGAAAUUUUAACCAGAAGAACCAAUGAACAACGAAGACGAAUAGUAACAGCCUACAAGACAAUGUUUGGCGAGGACUUAGUAGAAGAUUUAAAAGGCGACCUUGGAGGUGACUUUGAAGAUGUCAUUUUGGCUCUAUUAAAAGACCCUUUAGAAUACCAAACCGAAGAAUUACACAAGGCCAUUAGUGGUAUGGGUACUGAUGAUCCCACUUUGGUUGAGAUUUUAGUUAUCCAUGACGACGAUGAGAUUAAACAGAUUACUGAAAAGUAUCAAGAGAUGUAUGAUACUUCUUUAGAAGAUGCUAUAAAAGGCGACGAAACUGGAACUUUGCAAAGAUUGCUGGUCUCUCUUUCAACUGGUGGUAGAGACGAAUCAAGCCAAGUUGACAGGGAUGGCGCUAUUGCAGAUGCACAAAACCUUUAUGAUGCAGGAGAAUCCUCUUGGGGCACCGAAGAAUCCGUUUUCAAUUCUAUUCUUUGUAUUAGAAAUAGAAAUCAAUUGAGACUCAUAUUCGAUGAAUACGAAACUAUGAUCGGACAUUCAAUUGAAGAUGCCAUCGAAAAUGAAUUUUCAGGAAGUACUAAAGACGCCUACCUAAGUCUUGUAAUGAGUAUAAGAGAUAGACCAAUGUAUCUUGCAACAAGAUUGCAUGACGCCAUGGCUGGUAUGGGUACAGAUGACAGAACUUUAAUAAGAAUUAUUGUUUCUAGAUCUGAAAUUGAUCUGGCAGAAAUUAAAGAAGCUUAUGAAGCCAAAUAUUCCAAGAGCUUGUACGAAAGAGUAUCGGGCGACUGUUCUGGAAAAUACGAAAAAACACUUUUGAAAUUAAUUGGUUAAGAAAAACGAAUUUUAAGAGCAUUAAAUUAUUAAGUUGAUAGAUGAUAAUUCAUAUAUUUUCUAAAAAUAUACAUAGAUCUUCGAUAAAACUAUAUUUUAAUACAUAGUGAACAUUUAAAAAAUAUUUAAUAUAUUAGGUAUAGAUAAAGCAUCUGUAAAAAUAGUAUAUUUUUUCUUAUAUAUUAAACAAUUGUGUAUUUUUUUCGUAUUAAAUCGUUUAAUGGGGAAUAUCAUUUUAUUAAACAACAGAAAAAGCACUUUUCAUAUUUUUAAAAUUGUAUUUUAUAUAAUUUUAAAGAGAAUAAUUUUUAAAUAGCAAAAAAUAUAAAUCCCUGAAAUAGCGUACGGCCAUUUAACAUUUUAAAGUAAUAACUAGAACAAAAAA